This is a messenger RNA of Sturnus vulgaris (Common starling), 1666 nucleotides long. It is a transcript of the gene PMF1, whose product is annotated as polyamine modulated factor 1. Gene Ontology annotation, cellular component: MIS12/MIND type complex. Lineage: Eukaryota; Metazoa; Chordata; Aves; Passeriformes; Sturnidae. The record is from RefSeq and is a predicted model, not a curated record. Gene Ontology annotation, biological process: chromosome segregation.
AUGGCGGCGGCGGGCGGCGAUGGCGGUGCGGGGGCGGCGGAGGACGCGGGUGCCGGUGGAGGCGAGGCGGCCCUGGGUCGCGCCCAGGUGUUCGCCACCGUGGUGGACACGUUCCUGGAGAAGCUGGUGGCUGCCGGGAGCUACCAGAGGUUUGUCAACUGCUACCGCUGUUUCUACAAGCUGCAGCCCCAGCUGACCAAGAGCAUUUAUGAUCAGUUCAUCUCCCAGCUACAGACUUCCAUAAAGGAGGAGAUCCAGGAGGUGAAAAAUGAAGGGAAUCUGGAGAGACUCUUUAGUUCACUGGAUAAGAUCGUGGAGGAGGCAAAGGACCGGGAAGAGCCAGCGUGGCGGCCCAGCGGGAUCCCAGAGCAGGAUUUCCGCAGCACCGUGGUUCCCUACCUGCUGAAGCACCGCUCCCACCUGCGCAGAGUCCUCAGGGAGAAGGAGGAAGAGAACAGGAAGGUGGCUGAGUCCGUGCUGAUGGGGAGGGACAGGAUUGCAGAGCUGCAGCAGCUGAUCCAGGCUCGCCAACAGGCCUGGCAGGCCAUCAGUAAGGAGCAACAAGAACUCAUCAUGACAUUCCAGGAGCCCCAGUGAGGCUGCAGGAUGUCCCACAGGCUCUGCUGAGACAGUUCAUCAUCCCAAAGCACUGGGACAAGGUGUGCACAGAACUCAGACUGAGAACCACCCUGUCAGGCCACUGGAGACUGCAGAGGGACUGAAACAGCUUCUGGACUGGCACAGUUUGAUCAGAUUUGGUGCAGAAACAAAAAAGACUUUGGGAUCUUUGGAAAUGGAUGGCAAUUCCGUAUUUCCUACUCAGCUAGACACAGAGGAGUGUCACAAAGUGUGUCUGUGCUCUCAUCUGCUCCACUCAGUGCUGUGACAAGCCUGAUUCCAGUUACCACGUGUGGCUGUUUCAGCUGUGUGUUAGACAAAGUUCAGUGCCUUAAGCCCCAAGCCAGGCUGUGCCCCGGCCUGAGGAGCCCAUGAGCAGGAGCACACACAUCUGAGGGUGGGUCACAGCCAACACUCCUCACUGUACUUGCAGGUUUAUUCAGUCUCCAUGUGUUCAAACCACUGCCCAUUGCAGAUGUGGCAGCAGCUGCUGCACCACCUUCCUUGUUACCAUUCAUUCUGUUCUCCAAGUUAUUUUCUAGCCCUGGUGCCCUCCCAGCAGCCUGAGGUAUCUGGAGCUCUGGGCAGAGGUUGAAAUGGCCCUGCCUCCACUUUGUGGGCUUGUGGCACAGGGGUUUAAUGUUGUUCUGUGGAACCUUCUAGAACCGGACUGGUUUUCCCCACCCAGAGUUGUCUGUUACUGCCUCAUCGGAAGUUUGUGGGCAGCAUCUCCCUGGCACAGUGAUGUGUGCCUCCAGCAUGAACAGGUUGUUCCUUGGGGCUGGGCACGGAAUGAGGGGAGUCCCCCCACACCUGAUGAGGACUGAGAGAGGUUCUGAGUCCAGCUGCCACUGAGGGCAGCAGGUUCCAUGGUCUGCACCCCAAGGAGAGGCCAUGUCCUGGGAAAACUGGGGAGCAGCAGUGGCUGCUCGCACCACGCCCCAACCUCUGUUUGCAAUUAGAGCCCUCGGCAGAGUGGCUGCAGCAGUUUCCCCUCUGCCUCCCCUUGCUGUGCUGGAAUCUCAAUAAAUUGGAGCUGUUGUUCCGA